UGACCAAUAAGAUUGAUGUGUGUUGACUUGUAUAACAUCCUUAAUGUGUUUAGAGUGUCUAGUAGCUUUGCAAUCGUUCUUAGAUUAUCAUUGACCGCAUUUCUUCCUCUAAACCUAGAAGGAUUGCGGGGGAGGGGUAACAUGUAGGGACUUGCUUCGUCAUUGCACUGCGCUUACGCAACAUAAUAAUUUUCACACACCGCAGUACUACAGAUUUACAGCUUUUUUAAACCGUUUUCAUUCUAAAAACCCAGCUGCUAGUCGCAACAUGAACACAACAUCUAUUUUUAGCCCCCUGUUUUCACUGUGUCAUCAUGAUAUUUAUGACACGCCAUCGGAUGAUGUCAGAAAUGGAACGCGUAUUUUUCUACUGCGUCAUGGAAUCAGAACCUGGAAUGUCGCUUCCUUUUUUAUUUUGGAAAAUGCUACGUGCCAGGCUAGGCGUGCUGUGGUAUGAGGACGAUAGUGUUUUGAGACCACAGAUAGUGAUUUAACUGACGGUCUAGCAUAGUAGCAGCUUUUCCACCACUUAAAUCAGAAGAUACCAUCCCAGUAUAGAUGUUUAUCCAAAAGCUGCCUGGAUGUAAUAAUGGAACAUGAUGCAAAAAUGCCACCAAGCAAAAUCAAACCAGUUUUUGCAUCCAGCAAUUCCUUCACCGGAGACGAUGGCAAAAAUACGGCACAAGAUGACAUGGGAGAAUCAGAUGUUGGUAGAAGUCAGACCGUGCUGAGUGGUGAACAUUCUGUAGCAGAUUCUUCAACGAUUACUGGUUGCAAUGACUCAGCUAGUCAGGGUAUAAACGGUUGGGAGAAUGACAACACAUCAGAUGAGAUGAAGAGGAAGAGAGCAGCAGAUGACUGGAAAGAAAGAAACCUGGGAGAGAAAGAGGAUGGCAAAAAGUUUGUUGAAGAAUCGUGGCCGGCAUCGCAGGAAAGUACAGACCAACACGAUGGAACAAACUGCAGCACACCAGGUCAGACACAUGUUGAAGUUUUCUGCAGUGAAGAGGACACCAGAAGACUUAGGAAGGAUGGAACUGUACAGAGUGUUUUGGCCCAAUCUCAGCAAGAAAUUUGCCAGGACAGCCCAGAAAUGGAGAGGCAUGAGGAUGACAACAAGCUGGUUAUUUCAAAUUGCCAUCCAAUACCAGUCAUACAGCCAGGGUUUGCAUCCAGAACAACAGACAAUGAGUCAUAUCAGUCUACACAGGGUGGAUUUUUCUCUACCGUACAGAACAAUGUCAACAUACCUGUAAGGUUGGAGUGCAGUGAUUCACAUUUGACUGACAGGAAUGAAGUGCAAAAUGUAUCACAUGAAGAAGACAACUACUCUGCUAUCCCUUUGGUCACCUCCAGAGAAGCAAAUAGUCAAGGGCUGGGACUUGUGACAAACCCUCCGCCAUCCACUGUGUAUGACUAUGCAUUCCUAAACUUGAUCAACGAAGGAACGUACGGUGUGGUGUACAAAGCCAUGCACAAGAAAACGGGGAAUGUGGUUGCGAUCAAAAUGCUGAAGAGUGAAAACCAGCCGCAAGGUGUCUCUUCUACUGGUCUACGAGAAGUUAACAUCAUGUUGAAGGCUAGACACAUCAAUGUUAUAUCCUUACGGGAAGUGGUGUAUGGUAACAACGCUGACAAAGUUUACCUAGUGAUGGAGUACGCUGAAACAGACUUGAAGCAACUGAUGUAUAACAUGCAGCGGCCAUUUUCUGUCAGCGAAACAAAAUGUCUGCUGGUGCAGCUUCUGUACGCAGUCCAGUAUCUCCACAACAACGCCAUCCUACACCGAGACAUCAAGACAGAAAAUCUUCUUGUCAAUUUCAACGGAAUUCUCAAGGUCACAGACUUUGGCUUGGCAAGGACGUUUAGGAAGGGAGACAAGCACCUGUCCCCGGUGGUUGUGACGUUGUGGUACCGUGCACCUGAACUCCUCCUGGGAAGUGAGACGUACUCCACCCCAGUCGACCUUUGGUCGGUCGGGUGUGUUUUUGCCGAGCUGCUGAUUGGGAAACCAUUUUGGGAUGGUGAAUCCGAGAUCGACCAACUUCACCAGAUAUUCUCCGACCUCGGCACGCCGAGCGAGAAGAUAUGGCCAGGGUACACCCGGCUCCCUUUCUUAAAAACAUGCAUUCUGCCGGAAUUUCCCUACAACAGGCUGAGACGACGGUUAGGAUGGACACUGACAGAGCUGGGCUUACAUCUGCUGAACUGGUUCCUGACAUACAGUCCCGCACGGCGUGUAACGGCCGUACAGGCGCUACAACACUGGUAUUUCCAGGAGGUCCCCAUUCCUGUGGACCCACAGUUUUUGGCAGGACAGGUUUUUAGGACUCCAGUUGUGUAUCAACAGUGCUUUGCACAAGGAUCAGGAGAGCCACAGCCUACUAUGGUGUAUAGUCACCCUGCUAAUAUCAGCUAUGCUCAUGGCUGAUUUGUUGCUAACAAUUGCAAAAUUUUUGAAACUCAAACAAACAUCAAAUCCAACUUUUUCUCGAAAUUGUUUUACUGUGGAGGUGUACAUGUAUGUUGACUGUUAUUUAUUGUAUCAUAUCGGUAAUUUUGUGAGCAUUAAUUAAUUCAUAUGUGUGAGAGCAGAAAUUUCAUAAGGACAGAAUUUGAUUGUACUGAAGAGAUUCAAGCCAAGAUAUAGACUGGAACUAUAUUUAAAAUGUUUUUAUAUACCAAUGUUGUAGUCACUCUGUACAACAUGUUAUUUCAGUAGAAUAGAUUUACCGGAGCCACAGAAAAAAACAACUAGCAGACAUCU
Messenger RNA from Branchiostoma belcheri (Belcher's lancelet), 2767 nucleotides. Its product is annotated as cyclin-dependent kinase 11B-like. Gene Ontology annotation, biological process: regulation of mitotic cell cycle; protein phosphorylation. Gene Ontology annotation, cellular component: nucleus. The coding region runs from base 590 to 2431 and encodes 613 amino acids. Gene Ontology annotation, molecular function: cyclin-dependent protein serine/threonine kinase activity; ATP binding. The record is from RefSeq and is a predicted model, not a curated record. The transcript has a single exon. Lineage: Eukaryota; Metazoa; Chordata; Leptocardii; Amphioxiformes; Branchiostomatidae.